Molecule: messenger RNA, 1273 nt
Organism: Phodopus roborovskii (desert hamster)
Lineage: Eukaryota; Metazoa; Chordata; Mammalia; Rodentia; Cricetidae
Gene: Paqr6
Product: progestin and adipoQ receptor family member 6
Exons: 9
Coding region: 256-1215 (319 amino acids)
Cellular component (GO): membrane
Molecular function (GO): signaling receptor activity
Source: RefSeq, a predicted model, not a curated record
GCCAAGGCCACCCGGACGCAGCGCACAGGCCAACGUGGAGGUACCUGGCCACUAUGCUCAGUCUCAAGCUGCCUCAACUUCUUCGAGUCCACCAGGUUCCGCGGUAUAGAACCUGCUAUCCCUCCCCAAAGGCCCAAAUAUCCCUCCAUCCAGAGUCCCCCUUCUGCAGAACACCCUGUGUGUUUUCCCUCAUUCUAUCUGAUCCCAUUAUGGUUCUGUGGGUUUGGAAGACUGGUGUUCUGGGAAGACAGCAUCAUGUCUGGCUAUCGACGCCCCACAAGCUCAGCCUUAGACUGUGUCCUCAGCUCCUUCCAGAUGACCAAUGAGACGGUCAAUAUCUGGACUCACUUCCUGCCAACCUGGUACUUCCUAUGGCGCCUCCUGGCGUUGGGCAGCCCGGGGUUCCGCGCGGAGCCAUACCACCUGCCGUUGCUGGUCUUCCUACUGCCGGCCUGCCUCUACCCCUUCGCAUCCUGCUGUGCGCACACCUUUAGUUCCAUGUCGCCCCGUGCACGCCACAUCUGCUACUUCCUGGACUAUGGGGCGCUCAGUCUCUACAGCCUGGGCUGCGCCUUCCCCUAUGCUGCCUACUCCAUGCCGGCCUCCUGGCUGCACAGCCGCCUGCACCAGUUCUUCGUGCCAACCGCUGCGCUCAACUCCUUCGUGUGCACCAGCCUCUCCUGCUACUCGCGGUUCCCAGAGCUAGAAAGCCCCAGGUUCAGCAAGGGUCUCCGCGCAGCCGCCUUUGCCUACCCCUUCUUGUUUGACAACCUCCCACUGUUCUACAGGCUGCAGCUGUGUUGGGGCAGGGCCCCCAGCUGUGAGCAGGAGGCACUGAGCUCCAGCCACACCUACCACCUCCUCUGUGCUCUGCUCACAGGCUUCCUUUUUGCAGCCCACCUGCCAGAGCGCCUGGCACCUGGGCGCUUUGACUAUAUUGGCCAUAGCCACCAGCUGUUCCACAUCUGUGCCGUGCUGGGCACCCACUUCCAGUUGGAAGCAGUGCUGGCUGACAUGGGAUCCCGCAGAGCCUGGCUGGCCAUGCAAGAGCCCACCCUUGGCUUGGAGGCCACCAUGGCCACAUUGAGCCUGGCAGUGAUCGGGAACCUGCUCAUCCUCGCUGCUUUCACGGCCUUUCUGCUGCGGAUCCCUGGAACCCACCCUCUGCUGCAGGGUGGCCCGCUAGAAGAGGGGCUCCAGGCUAAACAACAGUGAGGCCCAUCCCUGGUACUGGCAUGGAGGGAGGCCGAGGCCAUUCUGAGCCUCAAAGGAG